AUGCGGUCAAAUCUGUCCGUUGGCCUCGACACUGGAAAAGCGCUGUCGGUUGCAUGGCAGAUCCCUAUGAUCGGAGUGCACCACAUGCAGGCGCAUCUUUUGACACCUGGACUCGUAUCAUGUCUGGAAAAUGAAGCCAAUGUGGAAACAACCGCAACGACACCCGAAUUUCCUUUUCUGUCCAUCCUCGUCUCUGGAGGCCAUACAACUCUAGUUCAUUCCUAUGGUCUCACAGACCAUAGGAUUCUUGCUACAAGCGAGGAUAUAGCCAUUGGGGAGGCACUCGAUAAAUCCGCACGAGACAUCCUACCUGAGUCUUUGCUUCAGGAAGCUCAAAGCACCAUGUACGGCAAGAGUCUGGAGCAAUUCGUUUUCCCUAAUGGCAAGGCCGAUUUUGAAGAUUACUCGGCUCCAGAAUCUCGGGGCAAAGAAAUAAUCAAGCGCAUAAGCGAUUGGGGCUGGUCUCUUACGACUCCAUUUGCGAAUACGCGGAUCAUGCAGUUCAGCUUCUCUUCGAUUUCGAGCAUGGUCGGGAAGAUCGUUGAAAGCAACGAUACGAACUUUAAUAUGUCAGAUGCAGAGCGUGUCGAUCUAGGCCGGGAAGCCAUGCGCGUAUGUUUUGAACAUCUUGCCUCGCGCACUGUUAUCGCUCUAGAGACUCUGCGGCCGCAUAAUAAUGGCAAAAACGAGAUCAAAACCCUUGUUGUCAGUGGUGGUGUUGCCGCCAACCAGUUCCUCAUGAAGGUGCUCACUUCAUUCUUGGAAGUGCGCGGCUUUGGCAAUAUCAAGGUAGUUGCUCCGCCUCCAUAUUUGUGUACCGACAAUGCGGCCAUGAUUGGAUGGGCGGGCAUUGAGAUGUUCGAGGCUGGCUUCCGAUCUCACCUCAGCUGUCGUCCUGUACGGAAAUGGACCCUUGACCCACGGGCCGAUGAUGGAGGUAUCCUUGGCCCGAGGGGCUGGAUCCAAGAGUGA
Molecule: messenger RNA, 972 nt
Organism: Penicillium digitatum Pd1
Lineage: Eukaryota; Fungi; Ascomycota; Eurotiomycetes; Eurotiales; Aspergillaceae
Product: N(6)-L-threonylcarbamoyladenine synthase family protein
Biological process (GO): mitochondrial tRNA threonylcarbamoyladenosine modification
Cellular component (GO): mitochondrion
Source: RefSeq, a predicted model, not a curated record